Messenger RNA from Prorocentrum cordatum, 444 nucleotides. The record is from the annotation of a GenBank genome assembly. Lineage: Eukaryota; Dinophyceae; Prorocentrales; Prorocentraceae.
AUGGCCGCUGGAGGGGGCCACACCGUUCUGCUCCAGAGCGAUGGCACCGCCGUGGUGUGUGGCGAGGAUGGCGUCGACCAGUGCGACCUCCCGGUGCCAGCAGAAGGCCUGAGCUUCACGCAGGUGGCCGUUGGACGGGGCCACAUCGUUCUGCUCAAGAGCGGUGGCGCCGCCGUGGCGUGUGGCGUUAAUGGCGCGGGCCAGUGCGACCUCCGCGCGUCGGCGGGGGGCCUGAGCUUCACGCAGGUGGCUGCAGGAGGGAACCACACCGUUUUGCUCCAGAGCGGUGGCGCCAGCAGAAGGCCUCACGGAACUUGCCAACGUUGUUCUUGCAGGCAUUUGACGACGGCCAUUCGAUGUGUUUCACGACGCGGGAUGGGGUGGAGCGUUGCCGACCUGUGGCCGCACCUUGCGUCCGCCCGGCGAUCAUUCAGGUACACUUGA